Messenger RNA from Wyeomyia smithii (pitcher-plant mosquito), 1389 nucleotides. RefSeq lists its product as uncharacterized. Gene Ontology annotation, biological process: DNA integration. Gene Ontology annotation, molecular function: nucleic acid binding. NCBI's taxonomy places the organism in Eukaryota, Metazoa, Arthropoda, Insecta, Diptera, Culicidae. The transcript is spliced from 3 exons. Bases 1 to 1389 code for a protein of 462 amino acids. The record is from RefSeq and is a predicted model, not a curated record.
AUGCCUGUGGUGGAUGAUCACAUUGCGCGCCUAGGCAAAGGUACUAUUUGGAGUAAACUGGAUAUAAAGGAAGCCUUUUUACAAAUCGAACUGGACGACGAAUCUAAGGAUGUGACCACGUUUAUCACCGGACGAGGACUAUUUCGUUUCAAACGGAUGCCGUUUGGUUUGGUGACUGCACCGGAGCUCUUCCAAAGGGCUAUGGAUGAGAUUCUAGCCGGGUGUGAGGGUGUAGCUUCGUAUCUCGAUGACGUCAUCAUCGAAGGAAAAGACAUGGACGAGCAUGACACACGACUCAAUGAGAACAGGGAUCCGACCUUCAGAUACGAAGAUUCGAGCUUUGUUAUCGUUGUAGCCAACUACAUGAACAAGUUCAUACCGAAUUUAGCAACAAUAGAUCAACCACUACGAAAAUUGUUAGCAAAAGAUGUCAAAUUCGAAUGGUCAAAGGAACAAAACGAUGCUUUCAACGAGAUCAAAUCGGCUUUGAGCAAAGUUCAAAACUUAGGAUUCUAUAGAUUAGCAGACCGAACAGCUGUCAUUGCUGACGCAAGUCCGCAUGGGCUAGGGUUCAACCAGCAUAACGAGCAUCGUGUAGUAAGUUUCGCCUCCAAAUCGUUGACCGAAACUGAGCGUAAUGAAAAGAUAAUAGUUCGUGCAGUAACCCUGUCGGCUCGUUCUUGUACGGCGUUCACGUGGAAAGAGAUUAAAGAGGCUUCUAUGUCGGAUUCUGAAAUCAAAAUCGUGUUGGAUUCUCUGCUCAAUGACGUAGAUAGCUUGCCUAUUGAAUAUCGGGUGGUGAGAAAUGAACUGUGUCAGUUUGAAGAUGUUCUGCUCAGGGGUGAUCGGAUUGUAAUUCCGAAAUCUUUACGUACUAGAGUGCUGUCUGCUGCUCACGAUGGUCACCCGGGAAUAACGAUGAUGAAGAAUCAUUUAAGCAGCACCGGAUCCACCGGAGGCAAUGACUCGCAGCCACCUCCGUCCUAUCCUUGGCACACAUUGGCUAUUGAUUUCCUCGGUCCUUUGCCGGAAGAACAAAGCCUGCUCGUGGUGAUCGAUUAUUAUUCCCGAUUCAUCGAGGUUUGCGAAAUGGAGACUACUACAGCAACUGAUGUGGUAGGAGAACUGGCUAUUAUGUUUGGAAGGUUUGGUAUUCCGUCGUUCAUAAAGGCAGAUAAUGCUCCUCAGUUUAGCACUGAGUGUACGGAGAUAGAGGAGUUUUGUAAGUGUACUGGAUUCAAAAUUUUGAAUACUAUCCCUUACUGGCCUCAGUCUAACGGCGAAGUGGAGCGGCAGAAUAGAUCAAUUCUGAAACGACUACGCAUUGCACAGGAGCUGGGCCAGGACUGGAGAAAAGAGUUGCGUGAUUACAUCUUAACGUAUCAUUAG